GCCGCGGCGGGCGGGAAGCCUGUGGCGCUGCCGGCGGCCGCCGCCUCCAGCGGGCACGGUGAACACAGACGCCCCUACAACGCCUCGGGAGUGACUGAGAACCAGCGACAAGGUCCCGCGGCCCAACCCGACUCAGGCCCUGCCCCUCCUCCGGCAGGUGCGGCCCUGCCGCGCCGGGCCGCCGCUGCGCACUGGGCGGGGCGGGGAAGCUCCUCCUGUUGAGGCACCAGAGUCGCACAGCUAGCCCGGCGGGUCUACGACGCGAGAGGUUCUCUUCCCUGCGUUUCGUCCCCCGCUGCCCUCGGAGCGGGGCGGAAGGGCGGCGCUGUCGCCGCCGUGCGCGGUCCCGUCACCUGCCGUGAGUCUGUAGAAAAUCUCUGGAAACCAAAGGCAAUGAUUUUAACCAACUCCAGCCUCAGAGAAGGGUGAAAAUCAUCUCCAACUACUGCAUUCAAUACUGCUAGAAGUCUUUUGAAUCUCCCCAAGCUGGAAUGCUUGGUGCUAUCCCUACAGGAUUAUAAGCUUUGAUAUUCAGAAGAACAAAACUGAAAGAUGCCAUCUGAGAGGUGCUUGAGAAAAGGAAGCUGAAAUCAGACAGUCCUAGGCUGGAUGACAUGGAAAUCUUGUAUUCAUACAAGGAUAUAUUCAGAGCGUUCAGGAAAUGCUGACAGGUCAGAGGCUUUGUCAGUCCAGCUCCCAUAAUGAUGCUGUCCUGGCAGCCUUGAACCAACAAAGAAGUGAUGGCAUACUUUGCGAUAUCACCCUUAUUGCUGAAGAGCAGAAAUUCCAUGCACAUAAAGCAGUCCUGGCAGCCUGCAGUGACUACUUCCGAGCAAUGUUCAGUCUCUGCAUGGUUGAAAGUGAAGCUGAUGAGGUGAAUUUGCAUGGUGUCACAAGCCUCGGUUUAAAACAAGCCCUGGACUUUGCAUAUACUGGACAGAUCCUCUUGGAACCAGGGGUGAUACAGGAUGUCCUAGCGGCUGGGAGUCAUUUGCAGCUGCUGGAGCUUCUCAGUUUAUGUUCUCACUAUCUCAUUCAGGAAUUAAAUAGUUUUAAUUACUUGGACCUGUAUAAGCUUGCGGACCUCUUCAACCUCACUUUGUUGGAGAACGCAGUGGUUGACUUCUUAGUAAAACAUCUCUCUGAGCUAUUGAAGAGUCAUCCUGAAGAAGUUCUGGCACUCCCAUACUGUCUCCUUCGAGAGGUUUUUAAAAGUGAUAGACUCACUUCACUCAGUGAAGAACAAAUCUGGCAGCUGGCUGUGAGGUGGUUGGAACACAACUGCCGCUACCAGUACAUGGAUGAACUUCUCCAGUAUGUCCGCUUUGGCCUUAUGGAUGUGGAUACACUGCAUACCGUGGCUCUUUCUCAUCCUCUUGUCCAAGCUAGUGAAACUGCGACAGCACUUAUUAAUGAGGCCUUGGCUUACCACCAGAGCAUCUAUGCACAGCCAGUUUGGCAAACCAGAAGGACAAAACCUCGCUUCCAGUCAGACACUCUUUACAUUAUUGGUGGGAAGAAACGUGAAAUCUGUAAAGUGAAGGAAUUGCGAUACUUCAAUCCGGUAGAUCAAGAGAAUGUUCAUAUUGCAGGGAUUGCAAACUGGAGCGAGCUGGCACCUAUGCCUGUAGGGAGAAGCCACCACUGUGUUGCCGUCAUGGGAGACUUUCUUUUUGUAGCUGGUGGAGAGGCAGAGCACUCCACCGGGCGCACUUGUGCGGUGAGAACUGCCUGUCGAUACGACCCCCGCACUAACUCUUGGGCUGAGAUAGCUCCAAUGAAGAACUGUCGGGAACACUUUGUGCUGGGAGCAGUGGACGAGUACCUCUAUGCGGUAGGGGGCAGAAAUGAAUUGCGUCAAGUGUUACCUACAGUGGAACGCUAUUGCCCCAAGAAGAACAAGUGGACCUUUGUACAGUCCUUUGAUCGAUCACUCUCAUGCCAUGCAGGAUAUGUGGUGGAUGGUCUUCUUUGGAUAUCAGGAGGAGUAACAAAUACUGCACAGUAUCAAAACAGGCUCAUGGUCUAUGAUCCCAAGCAGAAUAAGUGGCUAAGCCGUAGCCCGAUGUUGCAGAGGAGAGUGUAUCACUCCAUGGCUGCUGUCCAAAGGAAACUUUACGUGUUAGGUGGGAACGAUCUGGACUACAACAACGAUCGGAUCCUGGUUCGGCACAUAGACUCCUACAGCAUAGAUGCUGACCAAUGGACGCGUUGCAGCUUCAACAUGUUGACAGGUCAAAAUGAGUCUGGAGUUGCCGUCCACAAUGGUAGAAUAUAUUUAGUUGGCGGCUAUUCGAUUUGGACAAAUGAGCCUUUGGCGUGUAUCCAGGUGCUGGAUGUUAGCAAGGAAGGGAAGGAAGAGGUAUUCUAUGGGCCUACGCUCCCCUUCGCUUCCAACGGAAUAGCAGCAUGCUUUCUUCCAGCUCCUUAUUUCACGUGCCCCAACCUCCAGACUCUGCAAGUGCCUCACCACAGGAUUGGCACAAUGUGAGACAAGGAAUGUGCACUUCAUAAAAUCAGAAGUGGAGGGGGGAAAAAAUCAAACCCUAUGUAUAGAAGGGUUUCUCUGGAUGGGUGAAAAGAUCAAUCUGCACGGGCUGCUGCUUUACCUUCACACAUUUGUCUUAAAGCUGAAUCAUGGUAGGCAGGAAGGAAGCUACAAAAACUGUCUGCAGUUUCUCUCCUCUGCCUCAGAUGUAGAAACAUAUACAUGACAGCGUUUGGCGUUUCUGCUGGUGACUACUCGCUACCUGUCUCUACUUCAUCUCCUUAUGCAAGUUCGUAAGGCAUUGUGAAUGCUCUCGGCUCCUCUUGGGCUGCUGCUCUUUGGAGUCUGCACGUUCCGUUGUUCACCAAUGGCACUUUCAAAGCUGAUAAAAGCUGUGUUUAUGUUAACAAAGAUGAUAUAAUACUAUGGUAAUUAUGCAACUUACUCAAUACCUUUGGCAAAAAAGAGUAACAAAUGUGUUGACUUCCAAUUCCAAACUCCCAUUGUUUACAGGUUCUCAUUUAAUAAUACUUCAUUUGAAAUUUAAAUACUGCAAAGCAGAUUAAAACAAAAAUAAAAAACAAACAAGCCCUAUAGCAUAUGAGGAACAGAUAAAAAUUGUCUUGGCUGAAAGACAAAGCCACCGAAGCCUCACAGUUAAACCCAAGUCUGAACCGAACGUGUUUGAGAAUCUACCGAUUAUUUGGGAUGUCAUUUACCAAGGUCUACUAUCAAAUAAAUGUUACCUUCUGUCAUAAGAUCAAUUCCUCCUGACAGCUGCAGUCUUUUAAUGGUGGAGAUCAGCCUCUUUACUGUAUAAUUAAAAUGUGCCAUUUACUUAAUAUUUUUAAUAUCCAGUUUGCAAGGGGUCACCACAUUUACAAUUAUCAAGGAACAGUCUCAUUUUGUCCAACAUAUGGUCCCACAAAUCACUGGCCUCCAGAGGCUAAACAGGUGUGGAACAAUGUCAAUAUUUAUUUAUUUAUUCUUUC
This is a messenger RNA of Grus americana (Whooping crane), 3480 nucleotides long. RefSeq names its product kelch like family member 32 (gene KLHL32). The transcript has 13 exons. Gene Ontology annotation, molecular function: protein binding. Lineage: Eukaryota; Metazoa; Chordata; Aves; Gruiformes; Gruidae. The record is from RefSeq and is a predicted model, not a curated record. The coding region runs from base 662 to 2491 and encodes 609 amino acids.